Messenger RNA from Solanum stenotomum, 1362 nucleotides. RefSeq names its product ribose-phosphate pyrophosphokinase 4. Gene Ontology annotation, cellular component: ribose phosphate diphosphokinase complex; cytoplasm. The record is from RefSeq and is a predicted model, not a curated record. The coding region runs from base 72 to 1037 and encodes 321 amino acids. NCBI's taxonomy places the organism in Eukaryota, Viridiplantae, Streptophyta, Magnoliopsida, Solanales, Solanaceae. Gene Ontology annotation, biological process: purine nucleotide biosynthetic process; 5-phosphoribose 1-diphosphate biosynthetic process. Gene Ontology annotation, molecular function: magnesium ion binding; ribose phosphate diphosphokinase activity. The transcript has 7 exons.
GUUGCUGUAGGACUAAAACCCUCAGCUGUUUCUCACAGAGUCUCUGUAUCUCUGCUAUAGUGGAAGUUUAGAUGGAGAAUUCAGCUAUGAAGAAGAAGAAGCAAGUGCUUCUCUAUUACUGUGUUGAGAUGGAAGAUGUUGCUCGCAAAAUAGCUUCGGAAUCCGAUUAUAUUAUCCUCCAUUCUAUUAACUGGAGGAGUUUUGCUGAUGGUUUCCCAAAUCUCUUUAUAAACAAUGCACAUGAUAUCCGCGGGCAGCAUGUUGCUUUUCUAGCAUCUUUCAGCUCACCUGCAGUCAUCUUUGAACAGCUUUCUGUGAUAUUCGCACUUCCAAGGCUGUUUGUCGCCUCAUUUACGCUUGUGUUACCUUUCUUCCCAACUGGUACCUUUGAGAGGAUGGAAGAAGAAGGAGAUGUGGCCACUGCAUUUACCAUGGCCAGAAUAAUAUCAAAUAUUCCAAUAUCAAGGGGUGGUCCGACCAGCUUAGUUAUCUAUGACAUACAUGCAUUGCAGGAGAGGUUCUAUUUUGGAGAUCAUGUGCUGCCUCUGUUUGAGACUGGAAUUCCACUGCUGAAGCAACGGCUUCAGCAGCUUCCUGACUCUGAAAAGAUAGUUAUAGCCUUUCCUGAUGAUGGAGCUUGGAAGAGGUUUCACAAGCAACUAGUUCAUUAUCCCACUGUUAUCUGCACUAAAGUGCGUGAAGGUGAUAAGAGAAUUGUCAGGCUAAAAGAGGGUAAUCCUGCUGGCUGUCAUGUGGUCAUUGUUGAUGAUUUGGUCCAGUCCGGAGGUACCCUAAUUGAAUGCCAGAAAGUUUUGGCCGCUCAUGGUGCAUCAAAAGUUAGUGCUUAUGUGACCCAUGGAAUUUUCCCAAACCGGUCAUGGGAGCGUUUUCUUCACAAGAAUGAUGGCUCCGAGAAAGCAUUCACUUACUUUUGGACCACGGAUUCAUGUCCUCAUACUGUGAAAGCCGUCGCUAAUAAUGCUCCAUUUGAAGUUAUUAGUUUGGCAGGAUCAAUAGCUGAUGCUCUUCAAAUCUAAGAAUACUAGCCAGGAUCAAUUUGCUGUUGUAACAGAUACUUGUCUUGUUGCUUCCCCAUGUAACAGUCACUGUUUGUUUUAUGCUAUGAACUCUUAUCAACACUACUGCCAACAUCAAAUUACAAGAAUUCAAUAGUUCCCUAGCAAUUGACAACGGGGAUUUGAUUGUUCAAUGGUGAGAACGCAACACGUGAUAGGUGGAUUAGGCGCAUGAUUGGAGUUCGAACAUGUAGACAAAAGAUCGAUAUCUCUUUAACUAUUCAACAUAACAAUAUUUCACAGGUCCUGUAACAGUCGUGUAUUUGUUUUUGAAACUGAUUUAUCA